This is a messenger RNA of Petromyzon marinus (sea lamprey), 617 nucleotides long. The record is from RefSeq and is a predicted model, not a curated record. NCBI's taxonomy places the organism in Eukaryota, Metazoa, Chordata, Hyperoartia, Petromyzontiformes, Petromyzontidae.
GGGCAGAGAACGCGCGCCGCUGUGAUCGAGGCCUCACCUGAACCCCGCUCUCACCUGAGCCCCCCUCCCCGCCCCAUCCCACCUGAGCCCCCCAACUCACGUGAGCCCCCCCCCUCCCCUCUCUCACCAUGAAGACCAUCAUCGCUGCUGCGUACAACUCCGUCGACUUGGCAGUCGGCAGCGGCGGCGGUGUCAGCGGCGGCGGCGUCAGCGGCGUCGACAGCGAGCGGGACAAUGGCGCUUGCGGCAAGUGGAGCGUGCCCGGCGCCCGUGGCGUGGUGCACCGGCUGCGCUCGCACGUCGAAGCGCUGGCGGUCCUGCAGUGGGAGCUCACCUUUCUACUGGCGGGGGUGGUGUGCCCCCUGCUGAUGGUGGUGCUGCUGUGCACCGCCCUGUGGCCGGUCGCCACCCUGUACCUGGCCUGGCUCGUGCUGGACUGGAGGACCCCACACAGAGGAGGUCGGAGGACGAACUGGGUGCGGAACUGGGAUGUGUGGAACUACUUCCGAGAUUACUUCCCCAUAAAGGUUGGAGUCGUGCUGAUGUCUCGCAGCGCAGCCUACACACAGCUGCCACUCUCCCACAGCAGUUCGCUCACCUACUCACUCAGAUCCUGA